AGUACGUCAACAUGCAAUUAUCUGAAUCCAUCACUCUACACCACUGAAGUCUCAGCCAACAUCAUGGCAGCAUUAGGACUCCUCUGGCUUGUGAUCGCCACAGCCUCCAUCCUUGUCAAAUGUGAGGACGCAAAAUCUGAAGACAAAAACAUCUACCCAGCAAAGAUCUUUGGACCGUCUAAUGUGACUGAAGGGGUAAAUGUCCAUUUUAAAUGUAGCAUUACUGGCAUCAGAGGACCUGAGGACAAGGUAAAUGUUUACCUUUGCAAGAAUGGAGUUGGGAUAAGAAUUGCGAAGCUGGAGAAAGGUGAAAAUGACGCUAUUUUCACCAUGAAGGAUGUUACAAGAGAAGACUCAGGCAACUACAGCUGUGUUUACACCAGAGAUAAACCUGUACCCAGUCACUUGAAGUCAACAGGGGAGAAUUUAAUAGUCUUUCAUGUCGAUGGAGAAUGGAAAGGACUGGCAGCAGCCUUGGUCCUCCUGUUUCUGACUCUGUCUUUACUGCUGUUACUGUGGAGGUGCUGGGGGAUCCUGAAACCAAUGAUAGGCAUUGACCAUCAACCAAGUGAGACUCAGGAUACGGAUCAAACAUACAGUCUAAUCUCAGUUGUACCAGUCGCAGCUGGUGUAAUCUCUCCAACUGAUCCUACAGGAAAUGAGGCACUGCACAGUGUAAUAACUAGAGUGAAAACACCAGAACAGCAGGGUGAAACUGCCAUAUAUGCCAAAGUGACCAAAACAAAGAAGGAGAAAGAAAACCAGGACCCUGUAUACAGUCUGCUGAACAGAGAGGACACCAUGAUACUGUAGAAGUGCAAUACUGUUGUGCUAUAUAGUAGUGCUAUACAGUAGGGCUAUUGUCAUGCCCUGACCUUGGAUAUCUCUGUUUUCUUGAUAUUUUGGUUAGAUCAGGGUGUGACUAGGGUGGGUACGCUAGUUUUUGUAUUGUCUAGGGUUUUUGUAUGUCUAGGGUUGUUGUAGGUCUAGGGGUUUUUGUAUCUCUAAGUUGGCCUGAUAUGGUUCUCAAUCAGAGACAGCUGUUUAUCGUUGUCUCUGAUUGGGGAUCAGCCAUUUUCCCUUUGUGUUUCGUGGGAUCUUGUCAAUGUGUAGUUGCCUGUCAGCACUCGUUUGUAUAACUUCACGUUUCGUUUUGUUAUUUUGUUAGUUUGUUCAGUGUUCAUUCUUUAAAUAAAUAAGAAUGUACACAUACCACGCUGCGCCUUGGUCCGAUCCUUAUAAUGAACGUGACAGCUAUAUAGUAGUGCUAUACAGUAGGUCUAUACAGUAGUGCUAUACAGUAGGUCUAUACAGUAGUGCUAUACAGUAGGUCUAUACAGUAGUGCUAUAC
Molecule: messenger RNA, 1351 nt
Organism: Oncorhynchus nerka (sockeye salmon)
Lineage: Eukaryota; Metazoa; Chordata; Actinopteri; Salmoniformes; Salmonidae
Exons: 9
Coding region: 64-813 (249 amino acids)
Source: RefSeq, a predicted model, not a curated record